UCGGGGCGGCGGGGACAUGGAGCCCUCCCCCGCCACGGAGGGCUCGGAGACCACUCGCCUGGUGAGCCCCCGAGACCACGGCGGCCCCAGCGGCAGCCUGCGUUUGAAGAGUCUCUUCACAGAGCCCCUCCCCGAGGAGCCCAAACUUGUGGAGAUGCCCUUCCAUCACUGCCACAGUGACCCCCUGCCGCAGCCAGGUCUCACCCCUGAGCGGCUGCAUGCACGGAGGCAGCUGUAUGCCGCCUGUGCUGUGUGCUUCGUCUUCAUGGCCGGGGAGGUGGUCGGGGGGUAUUUGGCACACAGCCUGGCCAUUAUGACUGACGCGGCCCACUUGCUGGCAGACGUGGGCAGCAUGAUGGGCAGCCUCUUCUCCCUUUGGCUUUCUACCCGUCCAGCCACCCGCACCAUGACUUUUGGCUGGCAUCGCUCAGAGACUCUGGGGGCUUUGGCCUCUGUGGUCUCCCUCUGGAUGGUCACGGGCAUCCUCCUGUACCUGGCCUUCAUUCGCCUGCUGCACAGCGACUACCACAUCGAGGGGGGUGCCAUGCUGCUGACCGCCAGCAUCGCAGUCUGUGCCAAUCUGCUAAUGGCCUUUGUGCUGCACCAGGCUGGGCCCCCCCACAGCCAUGGGUCUAGGGGGGCAGAGUAUGCACCGCUGGAGGAGGGGCCCGGGGAGCCCCUGCCCCUGGGGAACACCAGCGUCCGGGCGGCCUUUGUGCAUGUGCUGGGGGACCUUCUGCAGAGCCUUGGGGUACUGGCUGCCUCCAUCCUCAUCUACUUCAAGCCUCAGUACAAGGCAGCUGACCCCAUCAGCACCUUUCUCUUCUCCAUCUGUGCUCUUGGAUCCACGGCUCCCACCCUCCGAGAUGUUCUUCGCAUCCUCAUGGAAGGUACCCCUCGCAGUGUGGGGUUUGAACCUGUGCGAGAUACACUGUUGUCGGUGCCAGGAGUCCGGGCAACCCAUGAGCUGCACCUGUGGGCUCUCACGCUCACCUACCACGUUGCCUCUGCACACUUGGCCAUCGACUCCACGGCUGACCCUGAAGCUGUCCUGGCUGAAGCCUCAUCCCGGCUCUACUCCCGGUUUGGGUUCUCCAGCUGUACCCUGCAAGUCGAGCAGUACCGGCCCGAGAUGGCCCAGUGCCUGCGCUGCCGGGAGCCCUCCCAAGCCUGAGCCAUGACCCCCUCACCCCCACCCCACUGCCAGGCCCGGGCUCAGCCCUGGACUUUCAGCAUCUGCCUCCCUGAUCACCGAGAAGGGACUGAGCUGGGCCCAUACCCCUUCCUCUCUCUCUCCCUCCACCCGCCAAAUGCCCGAACCCCAGCCCCAGUGGGCAAGACCAAAGUGUGUGGGGGGAGUGGGGCGGGAGUUCACACUGCACAGAUGUGACCAGUUCAGGAGCGGGGACUCCUGGGCCUCAGUGCAAUGGGGGGUGUGUAGAAGUCCUGUGGUCCCCACUCCCCCUGGUCUGGGAAGCCAUGAGUGUCCUUUCCAUAUAGCCCAUUGCCUGCAAUGCAGGCAGGCUGGCGGGCUGGCUGGCUGGCUGGGGGCGUCUGCCUGUCUGUGUGCUGUUGGUGUGCCUAUGCCUGGGGGAGGUCAGUAGGGGCCCCCUCCCCAUGUGGCCCUCGCUCUGUCUAUGCAGGGGCCCCAAAGCCUGCACUUUGUCCGUGUGUCCUAGCCCUGUGGUUUUGUCUCUACGUGUGUGUGUUUCUUGGUGCUGUGGCCUGUGUAUCUCUGUGCCCGUGUGGCUGUGCUACAGUCUCUCUGAGUCUGCUCCAUCCUUGUGUCCGUUUGGGGGUCUGUGUGUCCAUCCUUCUGUUGGUGCUG
Molecule: messenger RNA, 1828 nt
Organism: Cynocephalus volans (Philippine flying lemur)
Lineage: Eukaryota; Metazoa; Chordata; Mammalia; Dermoptera; Cynocephalidae
Gene: SLC30A3
Product: solute carrier family 30 member 3
Exons: 8
Coding region: 17-1174 (385 amino acids)
Biological process (GO): zinc ion transmembrane transport; response to zinc ion
Cellular component (GO): plasma membrane
Molecular function (GO): zinc ion transmembrane transporter activity
Source: RefSeq, a predicted model, not a curated record